AUGGCAUUAGUUGGUUUGUUGAUCCCCUGCUUUGUGAUCAGCUUUGAUGUCACCCACUCUUGCCAGAAUGCUGACAAUUUUGUGGGUGCCAGUUCUCCCGGGGACAUUGUCAUCGGAGGUCUGUUUGCAGUUCAUGGCAAAAUGCUACAUCCAGAAGAACACCCCAUGAGACCAGUGAUUCAGAAUUGUGCUGGUUUCGAAAUUCAAGUGUUUCUUCAGACUCUUGCGAUGAUACAUGCCAUUGAAAUGAUCAACAAUUCAACGCUGUUAUCUGGAAUUAUACUGGGCUAUGAAAUCUACGACACUUGUGCAGAAGUUACAAAAGCCAUGGGAGCAGCUUUGAGGUUCCUGGCUAAAUUCAAUGCUUCCAUGGACACAGUAGAAUACAAGUGUAACUUUUCAGACUACAUACCAAGAAUUAAGGCUGUCAUAGGUUCCAGCUACUCUGAAAUAGCAAUGGCAGUUUCAAGGCUGUUGAAUUUGCAACUAAUCCCACUGGUUAGUCACGCAUCAAGUGCUGAAAUCCUCAGUGACAAAAUCCGCUUUCCUUCCUUCUUACGCACUGUGCCUAGUGAUUUUUAUCAGACGCGAGCAAUGGCCCGCUUGAUCCACAGGUCUGGAUGGAACUGGAUUGGAUUAAUAGCCACCGAUGAUGACUAUGGGCGAUCUGCUCUGGAAAGCUUUGGGAUACAGGCCAUGGCGAACAAUGUUUGUAUCGCUUUUAAAGAAAUGUUGCCAGCCUAUCUCUCUGAUGGCACCAUUAAUGCCAAAGUUAAUCAAGCACUUGAGAAGAUUGUCCAGGAAACCAGGGUAAAUGUAAUCGUUGUCUUUCUCAGACAAUUCCAUGUGACGAAACUAUUUCGAAAAGCAAUUGAGAGGAACAUACAUAAAAUCUGGAUUGCAAGUGAUAACUGGUCAGCUGCCGUCAAGAUCACUACCAUUCCCAAGAUCAAGCACCUUGGAACAGUCGUGGGAUUUGCAUACAAAAGUGAAAACCUUUCUACGUUUCAUGACUUCUUGAAAACCCUGCAUUUGCAACCCACUGAAAACAACAUGUUCUUAAAAGAAUAUAGUGUGCUUUUGUCAACCUGCGCACAUGUGGAGGACCAGGAUUUGAACAAGUGCAUUUCAAAUUAUUCUCAGGAGAAUUUGAUCUACCAGGCUGGGAUACACAGUCAGAUCUGGAGAGAUGAUUUUCUGAGGGCCAACAUUGAGCCAGGAUUUAUCCAGAGUACUAUGCUCGCAGUCCACGCUAUUGCAUAUGCUGUACGGGAGCAGUGCAAAGACAGAGACUGCAAGAAUCCUGUUGCUUUUGCCCCCUGGGAACUGCUUGAAGAACUUAAAAAAGUAACAUUCAAUGACAAUGAAAAAGAAGUUCAUUUUGAUGCCAAAGGAGACCUUAACAUGGGAUAUGAUGUACUUCUCUGGAAGGAAAUCAGUGGCCACAUGGUGAUCACUGAGAUAGCAGAAUAUGACCUGCAGAAAGAUGAUUUUAUCUUCAAGGAUGAGGAGAAAGAAAUGGAGUUUCUGAAUUUAAAGAAAGUUAAAUCAACAUGCUCCACGAAAUGUAGACCAGGGGAAAUGAAGAAGGUUUCAGCAAGUCCGCACACAUGCUGCUAUGAGUGUGUGAACUGCCCAGAAGACCAUUAUACUAAUCAGACAGAUAUGGAUUACUGCUUUCUGUGCAACAACAAAACUCACUGGUCGCCUGUGAACAGUACUACAUGCUACAAAAAGACAGUCGAAUACCUCAGCUGGAAUGACUGGUUUGCUAUUUUGCUAAUAAUCCUCUCUGGCCUUGGAGUUCUGUUGAUUUUUGCAAUUAGCACAAUAUUUACUAGAAACCUGGAUACCCCUGUCGUAAAGGCAUCAGGUGGUUUAACUGUUUGUUAUGUUAUUCUCCUCUGCCACUUCUUCAUUUUUGCUAGCACUGUUUUUUUCAUUGGUGAGCCGAGGGAAUUCAAAUGCAAAACCCGGCAAGCUUUCUUUGGCAUCAGCUUUGCACUCUGCAUCUCGUGUAUUUUAAUGAAGUCACUGAAAAUUUUACUUGCCUUCAGCUUUGAUCCAAAAUUACAGAAUUUUCUGAAGUGUCUCUACAAACCUGUUCCUAUUGUGGUCACCUGCACCGGAAUUCAAGUUGUCAUUUGCACUUUUUGGGUAAUAUUUAGAAGCCCUUUUGUUGAGCAAAAUUUCUUUAUUCGAAGAGUUAUUAUACUGGAAUGUAAUGAAGGUUCUAUUGUGGCUUUUGGGGUCAUGUUAGGCUACAUAGCUGCUCUGGCCUUUAUUUGCUUCAUAUUUGCCUUUAAAGGCAGGAAAUUACCCGAGAAUUACAAUGAAGCUAAAUUCAUAACCUUUGGCAUGCUCAUUUACUUCAUAGCUUGGAUUACAUUCAUCCCUGUCUAUACAACUACGUUUGGUAAAUACCGGCCAGCAGUUGAGAUCACUGUUAUUUUAAUAUCAAAUUAUGGAAUUCUAUGCUGCACCUUCCUUCCUAAGUGCUACAUCAUUCUUUAUAAGCAAGAAACAAACACAAAAUCUGCAUUUCUCAAAAUAAUUUACAACUAUUCUUCCAAAAGUGCAGGCUGCCUUACGGUUAGCCAAAUUUCUUUGGAGUCUAACUGUACAGCCCCCCAGUAUCCCAUCACAAACUCUUGCUGUAAAUCUGAAAAAACCUCUGUGAAUGGCAACUGCCACUUUGAAGUCUCCAAACAUAGUCUGAUAAGAGAGAACGUUCCUCCAAAAAAUACUGCUGGGACAAUAUCAAGGAAGAGAUUGUCUAGCAUAUGA
This is a messenger RNA of Emys orbicularis (European pond turtle), 2787 nucleotides long. RefSeq names its product G protein-coupled receptor class C group 6 member A (gene GPRC6A). Bases 1 to 2787 code for a protein of 928 amino acids. Gene Ontology annotation, molecular function: G protein-coupled receptor activity. Gene Ontology annotation, cellular component: plasma membrane. Gene Ontology annotation, biological process: G protein-coupled receptor signaling pathway. NCBI's taxonomy places the organism in Eukaryota, Metazoa, Chordata, Testudines, Emydidae. The record is from RefSeq and is a predicted model, not a curated record. The transcript is spliced from 6 exons.